Messenger RNA from Gastrolobium bilobum, 2500 nucleotides. Its product is annotated as subtilisin-like protease SBT1.3. The transcript has a single exon. Bases 51 to 2390 code for a protein of 779 amino acids. NCBI's taxonomy places the organism in Eukaryota, Viridiplantae, Streptophyta, Magnoliopsida, Fabales, Fabaceae. Gene Ontology annotation, molecular function: serine-type endopeptidase activity. Gene Ontology annotation, biological process: proteolysis. The record is from RefSeq and is a predicted model, not a curated record.
UUGAACUCAAUGCUUUAAAAAACUCAGCUUUCUUCUUCCUAGCAUGUAAAAUGGCUAACAGUCCAAUCACUCCAAUGGAAAAUAUAGGUUUCGUUCUAAUAAGCUAUCUCCUUUUGAGUAUAGUCUUAUCUGCAAAUGCUCAAUUUGUCAAGAAGACUUACAUCAUUCAAAUGGAUAAGUCAGCAAAACCAGACACUUACUCCAAUCACCUUGAGUGGUAUUCAUCAAAAGUGAACUCAGUACUGUCCAAAUCGGUAGAAGCUGAGAUGGACAAGGAAGAAAGAAUCAUUUACAGUUACCAUACUGCUUUUCAUGGAGUUGCUGCCAAAUUGAGCCAAGAAGAAGCUCAGAAGCUAGAAGCAGAAGAAGGUGUUGUGGCCAUAUUCCCUGAUACAAGGUAUCAGCUACACACCACAAGAAGUCCAGCUUUUCUUGGCCUUGAACCAAUGCAUAGCACUAACAUCUGGUCAGAAAAGGUAACUGACCAUGAUGUUGUAGUGGGAGUGUUAGACACUGGGGUUUGGCCAGAGAGUGAGAGCUUCAACGACACAGGCAUGAGACCAGUACCUGCUCACUGGAAAGGUGCCUGUGAGACUGGGCGAGGCUUCGGUAAACAUCACUGCAAUAAGAAGAUUGUAGGGGCGAGAAUAUUCUACCGUGGAUAUGAAGCAGCAACAGGUAGAAUUGAUGAGAAAACUGAAUACAAAUCACCAAGAGAUCAAGAUGGUCAUGGCACUCACACAGCAGCUACAGUUGCUGGCUCUCCAGUACGUGGUGCUAAUCUUCUGGGCUAUGCUUAUGGCACAGCCAGAGGAAUGGCACCGGGAGCAAGAAUUGCAUCUUACAAAGUGUGCUGGACUGGUGGAUGCUUCAGCUCAGAUAUUCUGUCAGCAGUUGAUAGAGCUGUAGCUGAUGGAGUGAAUGUUCUAUCCAUCUCUUUGGGUGGUGGAGUCUCCUCUUACUACCAUGAUAGUUUAUCUGUAGCUGCAUUUGGAGCAAUGGAGAUGGGUGUUUUUGUUUCAUGCUCUGCAGGAAAUGCAGGACCUGACCCUGUCACCAUUACAAAUGUGUCACCUUGGAUCACCACAGUUGGAGCCAGCACAAUGGAUAGAGAUUUUCCAGCAGAUGUUAAGCUUGGAAAUGGAAAAAAGUUAACCGGUACCUCACUCUAUAAAGGGAGAAGCAUGCUCUCAGUUAAGAAGCAAUACCCUUUGGUAUACAUGGGUGGUAACUCAAGUAGUCCUGAUCCAAGAUCUUUGUGCUUGGAAGGGACUUUGGAUCGUCGAAUGGCUUCAGGAAAGAUUGUGAUUUGUGACAGAGGCAUUAGUCCUCGAGUGCAGAAGGGUCAGGUGGUGAAAAAUGCAGGAGGCAUUGGAAUGAUUCUUACAAACACUGCAGCUAAUGGAGAAGAGUUGGUUGCAGACUGUCACCUCAUUCCAGCUAUUGCAGUUGGAGAGAAAGAAGGCAAGGAACUCAAACACUAUGUCUUAACAAGGAAAAAAGCUACUGCAACUCUAGCUUUUCAGGAUACGAGGUUGGGAAUUAGACCAUCUCCUGUAGUAGCAGCAUUUUCAUCAAGAGGGCCUAAUCUUCUUACCCUUGAAAUUCUGAAGCCUGAUGUUGUGGCUCCUGGGGUGAACAUUCUUGCUGCUUGGAGUGGGAUUGUUGGUCCAUCAAGUUUACCAACAGAUCAUAGGAGGGUGAAGUUCAAUAUACUCUCUGGAACUUCAAUGUCAUGCCCUCAUGUUAGUGGUGUUGCUGCAUUGCUCAAGGCUAGGCAUCCAGAAUGGAGUCCAGCUGCAAUAAAAUCUGCCUUGAUGACAACAGCUUAUGUUCAUGACAACACCAUCAAGCCUCUCAGAGAUGCCUCAAGUGCUGAACCUUCAACUCCUUAUGAUCAUGGUGCUGGACACAUUAACCCCAGAAAAGCUCUUGACCCAGGUCUAGUCUAUGAUAUUAAGCCACAGGAUUACUUUGAUUUCCUUUGCACACAGAAGCUAACUCCUUCCCAACUAGGAGUGUUUGCCAAACAUUCAAAAAGAACUUGCAGGCACUCUCUUGCUAGUCCAGGGGACUUGAACUACCCAGCUGUAUCAGUACUGUUUCCAGAAAAAACAUCCAUUUCAACUUUGACCAUUCAUAGAACUGCCACUAAUGUUGGCCCUCCUGUUUCCAAAUACCAUGUUAUGGUUUCACCAUUUAAAGGAACUUCUGUCAAAGUUGAGCCAGACACCCUGAAUUUUACCAGGAAAUACCAGAAACUAUCUUACAAGAUUACCUUCACAGCAAAGUCUCGGCAAACAGAACCUGAAUUUGGGGGUUUGGUAUGGAAGGAUGGUGUGCACAAGGUAAGAAGCCCAAUUGUAAUAACAUAUCUGCCACCAAUAUGAACUUCACUGGGAAUACUUACAAGUUCAGCAGUAUUUCUUUUUUGCAAUAAGCAAGUUUUCUGUUCUAAGAAGUGCACGCAUUUUUGUUACGGGAAAUGCUUGACAUUGCC